AUGAAGUCCCCGGCGGCGGGCGUGAAGGCCCAGAAGAAGUCCUCGCGCAGGUUGGCCUUCUCCAGGGUGAAGUGCUGCAGAUGGGCUGAUAGGAGCUCUCCAGCACCAUGAACGACGAUGAGAUGGCUCUCCUGGCCACUGUCACCCUCCUCGGAGUCCUGCUGCAAGCCUACUUCUCCCUGCAGGUGAUCUACGCCAGAAGAGCCUUCCGUGUGUCGCCUCCGCUCACCACCGGUCCGCCGGGAUUCGAGCGCGUCUACCGAGCCCAGGUGAACUGCAGCGAGUACUUCCCGCUGUUCCUCGCCGCGCUCUGGGUCGCUGGCAUCUACUUUCACGAAGGCACCGCAGCCCUCUGCGGCCUAGUCUACCUGUUCGCGCGCUUCCGCUACUUUCACGGCUACCAGCGCUCGGCGGAGCUCAGGCUGGCCCCGUUGUACCAGAGCGCGGGUGCGCUCUGGCUUCUGAUCGCGCUGGGGGCGCUCGGCCUGCUCUCGCACUUCCUCCCGGCCCCGCUGCGCGCCGCGCUGCUUGGCUGGCUCCGGACGCUGCUGCCCUGGGCCUGAGACCGGGUCUGCCAGACCGAGGAACACCAGCGCCUCGUGGAGAGGGGAGGGCGGCCCUCCUCUGCCGCCCGGAGUCUUAUUAAAGUUCCCCUAACUGGACUUCUGCACUCCGGCUGCUUUCUCUGGGGCACAGAGGACUGCGCACAGCCGGCUGCGAAGCCUAGAAGGGCUCAGCAGUCUGGCAGGCUCCAUGGAGGCGGCGUCGCCAAGAAAAGGAGUCUCCUGGGGGGCACGACACGAGUGCUUCUGCCUUGCUCUCAGUUCCUGCUCCUUCUCAGCCUCUCUCCUCACCUGGCCCCUUCUUCUCGCCUUCCCCACCAACCUUCAGCCACCCUAGUCCCUGCGCUCACGAGUGACACCAGCCUGUCACUCUCUUUCCAAGUGACAGGGCCUCUCAAAGGACAGGCCCCUGCAGGACGGGGAAUACCUGGGGCUUGGGCUGUAAGGGUGAUGACAUCAGGUGCUCAGGGGGCAGGGCAGCCCAGAGCCUCCAGCCAAUGCAGUGGCACAGAGAGCACUCCCAUUAGAG
This is a messenger RNA of Lepus europaeus (European hare), 1092 nucleotides long. RefSeq names its product leukotriene C4 synthase (gene LTC4S). Gene Ontology annotation, molecular function: glutathione peroxidase activity; glutathione transferase activity; enzyme activator activity. The transcript is spliced from 6 exons. Gene Ontology annotation, biological process: leukotriene biosynthetic process. Gene Ontology annotation, cellular component: nuclear envelope; membrane; endoplasmic reticulum. NCBI's taxonomy places the organism in Eukaryota, Metazoa, Chordata, Mammalia, Lagomorpha, Leporidae. The coding region runs from base 108 to 563 and encodes 151 amino acids. The record is from RefSeq and is a predicted model, not a curated record.